AUCUCGCCAGUCUCGUCUGUGGAUUUCGUUGGGAAAAUGCUAAGAGAAGUGAUUUUCGCGGUAGUUAUUCUAGGAGUGACCUUUUGCAGUGAAGGUUUCACCUUGGGACAGAAUCCUGACUGCAAAUUGCCACUGCAACCCGUCCGAUAUGGAUUCUUCGCGCCGCUCGUCUUCACGGCUGACGGAAAAUUCGCAUUCGCCUCCGACGACGACAUUCUGCUCUCAGCUGGAGAAAGAGUGACCAUUUCCUGUGAACCCGGACUGUUCAAGUCCUUCCCAGAUAAGCGAACACUGAAGGCGAAGUGCGUGCAAGGAGAGGAAUUGGAGCUCGAAGAUGGUAAACAAGAGACUUGGAGCAAGAGUUUCGCCUGCGAAUUGCGCGCCGUCGAGGAGGUGUUUGCUUCUCGUCUGGCCGGAUGUCCUCAGGAGGCGGAGAGCAUUGAGUUCGGCUUCCUGAAUCCUCACACCCAGACGUCGAACAUUGUCGGCGAAGUGUGCUACUCAGCGCAGGAAGGAAGGACAAUCUUCGUCCAUGCGAAGGAUUCUUCUGUGCUGAAGACGGAGAGCAUGAAUUAUCUCAAGUCCGGAAGGCAUCCCGAAGGAAGGAACAAGAUCAGUCUCUUCAGAGCAUUGAGACACGACAAUGUGCACAAUCUGCUCGAGGGGAAAUUGGGAAGCCACAGAGUGCCAAUGAUGGGAUCCAGACCACUCCUCACGGGCUUCAUGCUGGACAAUCCUCAGUUGCAUCUCAUCACCAGAUUGACCUGGAACUACAUCGUUUCCUACAACGACGAGACGCUCAAGGAGUGGGAGAUCCUGCAGAAGGGAGUGCAGAAGCUGAAUAACAAGGAAGAAAUCUGGGCCGGAACGUCAGGUGUGCAGCAACUCAAGGAUUCCUCAGGACAUUCUUUUGACUUCUAUUUGGAAGAGAAGAAAUUCCCGGUGCCAAAAUAUUAUUGGCUCGUGGUAAAGGAAGAAGAUCGCACGGUUGGAAUUCUCUUCAACAACACUCCAAAGAGCUUGAGGACCUCCGGAGAAGAACACCAAACAUGUCCAGGACAUUGCGCGGAUAUUCCAUGGCUGUCUGACUUGAAGGAAUCUGACGAUCCUGAAGCUCUUCAUUGUUGCUCUCUGGACAAACUUCGUCAGAUUGUUCCGGAAAUUCCAGACAUAUCCACAGACUCGUCCACAUCUUCCAUCAAAGCUGAUAAAACCAUAUGAAAAGGUGAAAAAUUGCAUGGAGAAAUAAAAAAGAGCAAUCGAU
Phlebotomus argentipes is the source of this 1264-nucleotide messenger RNA. RefSeq lists its product as uncharacterized. The coding region runs from base 37 to 1221 and encodes 394 amino acids. NCBI's taxonomy places the organism in Eukaryota, Metazoa, Arthropoda, Insecta, Diptera, Psychodidae. The record is from RefSeq and is a predicted model, not a curated record. The transcript has 2 exons.